CUGGCCCGGCCUGCAGUGCGCAGAGGACGCGCGGCUGGACCAUGUACCGGCUGCUCGGCCGGAGCCUCGGCCGGGGCCUGCUGCGGGCCGCGGGGCGGCGGGCUCGGGGCUGCUGCCCGCGCCUGCUGCCGGGGCCCGAGGCGGAGGCGGCGUCCGUGCCGCGCGCCAGGGCCCCGGGCCUGCUGCCGCUGCUGGCAGUGCUCGCUUGGUUCUCGAAGCCCGCCGAGACCGAGGAGGAGGCGGCAGAGCAGCGGGAAGCGACGCUCGGCGCUGAGGACGCGAAGGACGGGACGGAGGCCCAGAUCAUCUGGCUGCUGAAGCGGGCUAAGCUGAGCAUCAUGAAAGACGAGCCGGAAGAGGCUGAGCUGCUUCUACACGAUGCUCUCCGUCUUGCCUUUCAGAGCAACAACAAGAAGGCCAUCACUUACACUUACGAUUUGAUGGCCAACUUAGCAUUUAUACGGGGUCAGCUUGAAAACGCGGAACAGCUUUUUAAGGCGACCAUGAGGUACCUGCUUGGAGAGGGCAUGAAGCAGGAAGACAAUGCAAUCAUCGAAAUCUCCCUGAAGUUAGCCAGCAUCUAUGCUGCUCAGAAUAGACAAGAAUUUGCUCUUGCUGGCUAUGAAUUCUGCAUCUCAACUCUGGAAGAGAAGAUCGAACGAGAAAAGGAGUUGGCGGAAGGUGUCAUGUCAGGGGAGGAGAAGGCCAAUACCCACCUGCUGCUGGGCAUGUGCUUGGACGCCUGUGCCCGCUACCUGCUGUCCUCCAAGCAGCCCUCCCAGGCACAGAAGAUGUAUGAGAAAGCGCUGCAGAUUUCCGAGGAAAUUCAAGGAGAAAGACACCCACAGACUGUUGUGCUCAUGAGCGACUUGGCCACCGCCCUGGAUGCCCAGGGCCGCUUUGACGAGGCGCAUGCGUACAUGCAGAGGGCGUCGGAGCUGGCCAGAGAGGUGGAUCACCCCGAGCUGCACAUGGUGCUCAGCAACCUAGCUGCGGUUCUGAUGCACAGAGAACGACAUACACAAGCAAAGGAAAUCUACCAGGAAGCACUGAAGCGAGCAGAACUGAAAAAAGACGAGGUCUCUGUACAACACAUCCGGGAAGAGCUGGCUGGGCUGUCAGGGAAAAGCAGUCCUGUGCCUUGAUUUGAUUAAGCUCUGAGUCCGCGU
Messenger RNA from Ochotona princeps (American pika), 1169 nucleotides. RefSeq names its product tetratricopeptide repeat domain 19 (gene TTC19). Gene Ontology annotation, cellular component: mitochondrial inner membrane. The record is from RefSeq and is a predicted model, not a curated record. Gene Ontology annotation, biological process: mitochondrial respiratory chain complex III assembly. Gene Ontology annotation, molecular function: protein binding. The transcript has 10 exons. Lineage: Eukaryota; Metazoa; Chordata; Mammalia; Lagomorpha; Ochotonidae. The coding region runs from base 42 to 1145 and encodes 367 amino acids.